AUGGAUUCUAAUAGUGAUAUGGAGUUAUCAAUUAAUCAGACUCAGAAGGAUUCACAUAUAGAAAAUGAAAAUAAAGCUGAAGACACAACUGAUUCAAACAAAAAAACAAAUGUUUGUACAGAUGAAAUACAAGAAUCAUUAAUUCUCAAAGGAGAUGAAGAAAUUGCUAAUGUAAGUCAAGCUAAUGAGAAAACAGAUGGUAUAGAAGAUGAAGUGCAAGAAAAAUUAUCUGAUGAAAAUUCAAAAAGUAUUAAAGUAUCAAAUACUGAAUUGUGUCAAGAAAAUGUUUCAGAAGAAGGUAACUUACAAGUGAACAAAUUAAGCUUACAAGAAAGUAACAUAAAUGUAACAGUUACAGACUGCAAUGAUGUACAGUCAACUUUAUAUGAAAGUACUACAAAAACUGUUUCACAGGAAGAAAGUUCAGGAACAUCAAUAAUAUCCAACACCAUAGACAAAGAUGACACAGACAAUUUACCAGAUAGAACAGAUACAAUAGAACAUGCAGAAGCUCAGAAAUGUUUAGUGGAUACUCCAGAGGAAACUGAAAUUUUAGAAAGUGACAAUGCUGAAGAUACAUGCAGUUUAAACUUAACAGAAAAAGAAAUUGAUGACAAUGUUUUAGAAGAUUCACAAACAAAUAAGUUAUUUCUUAAUGAAAAAGAUAAUACAGAUAAUAAAAAGACUGAUUCAAAAGGAACAUUAGAAGAUUGUGAUAGAGAUGUGGCAGAAAAAAAUAUUAUAGAACCAGAAAAUACAGAAUUUGUACAGUUUUCUCAGGAAAAACAUGGAGAUGCACAAAUGGAAAAUCAAUCUAUAGAUGCAGAAGAUCCUUUUGGUGGAGAUAAUCUUACUGUUGAAAGUAUAGAACCAAUGGACACUGAUGAUCUGAAUGAAACUGAUAUAAGUUUUUCUAAAUUAUGCAACCAAGCUGAUGAUUUACAAGAUAUUGUAAAUAACAGGGAAAGCGAUUUUAAUAAUGAUAAGCCAGAUGAAAAUGAAGGAAACAAAAAUAUUCCUAUUGAUGUUUUACAUUCUCCAGAUACAAUACAAAACACUGAUAAGAAUAGUAAUGAAAAUUCAGUUGAUGCAGAACAUAAUGAAAAUUUGAACACAGAAGAUGUUACUUCAACUGAGAAAUGUGAUGCACAAAAAAAGAAAACUGUCAGUGACAUGACAUCAAUGGAUACUGAAGAAGAACAAUCUAAUGUUUUACCAGGACAAGAUGAUGAGUUAUGUAUUAUUCCAGAUAGUAUGAAAGUAAUAAUUCCUGGACAAACGGAAAAAUCAAACUCUAAUAACAAAGAAUCUCUACAUGAAAGUAGUCAUGAACACAGUGAAGUUCAAGAAACUUGUUCGAAUAAUGAACCAAAGACUGAUGCAAAUGAAAGUUUGCAGCAAACUUUAAAAGAAUCAAAUACUCUAAAUGAAAAUAGUGUAGCAGAAGCAGAAGCAGAAGAUGUUCAAGCAGAGAAAGAUUCAACUAGUACAGUUACAACUACCACUGCAGAUGUUAUUAACAUUGACGAAGAGUCAAAAAAUUCUGAAAUUGAAGAAAUCACAACAAAAGAAAUUUGCAAACAGUGUAAUGAAGAGAAAUCAUGUAAGAUUAAAGUAAAAAUUGGUUUUGAUGCAUACAAUGUGUGUUCAAAAACUUGUAAGGCAUUAUUCAAAGUUGCUAAUAAUAGGGCUAUGGAUAUACCCAGUGAUGGAGUCAAUUCUAAGAGAGAGAAACGUUGUGCAAACUGUUUACUGAUUGUUGAACCUAAUGAUGAACGUAAUCUUUCUUGGGAAACAAUGGAAUUCUGUAAUGAGGAAUGUUUAGGUAAAUUUCAAACAAAAUAUGGAAGUUAUUGUAGAAACUGCAAUGGUUCAGUACAGGCAGUAAGUUUAGGAAAAUACUGUGUGCGAUUUGGCUAUGAUGUUAGACAGUUUUGUUGCUCUACAUGUUUAGAGGAGUUCAAAAAAGGCUUAAAGGUGUGUAGUUAUUGUCUAAAAGAUAUAAGUUCCAGUACAGAAGGAUUUCUUGCACCAGUUGGUGAUAAAGGACAAUUUAAAGAUUUUUGUACUCAAGAUUGUAUGGAAAAAUAUUCAAAAAUGAGUUCUGUUGAACCCCCAAAUAUGGAAACAAAAUGUUGCAGUGUUUGCCAAGAAGAAAAAGUUGUUCAUUGUGAAGUACAAAUAGACAGAUCUGAUCCAGUAGCUAUUUGCAGUGAACCAUGUUUUGCAGCAUUUAAAUUUGUGAAAAAGGUUGAUCCUGAUCAGUGUUCUACUUGCAAAAAAUUUUUUGAAUUACCUAACAAAAAAAGUUCUGUUGUAUUUUACGAGAACGAGGCUCAUAUGUUUUGCUCGAAAACUUGCUUAAACAUAUUUAUUAUUACCAAUAGGAAAAUUGUUCCUUGUAACUGGUGCAAAGUAAAAAAAUAUAAUUUUGACAUGAUUAAAAAGGAAUUAAAAACAGGUCAAGUGAUGAUGAUGUGCAGUUUAAAUUGUUUAACGUUGUAUCAGGUUUCUAUUAACGCAGUUUCAGCGAAACGAAUAAAUUGUGACUUCUGCAGGGAAUUCUCUCAAGCACAGUAUCAUUUAACAAUGUCAGAUGCAACAAUACGAAACUUUUGUUCAUAUCAUUGUGUAAUGAACUUCCAAGCUCAGUAUACGAAAUCUCCUAUUACAAUACCGACGGGGGACGAUCCUGUGCCUACUGGUAUGCCUAAAAGAACAUUACCGCAGAGAAACGCAAAUUCGAACAAUCAGAAGGCUAGUGAUAUACAAAACAAAAAGAACAUGCCUGUAAUUUCUUCUGUGACAAGUUUAGCCGCAAUAAGAAAUGGACAAUCCAGUCCAACGACGCAACAGAACAAUGUAAAUAACAUGGUAGUACCUUCAGUUGCUAUCAGUCAAAAUCAGACACCACAAGUAAUUUAUAAGCAACACGUUAUAACGAGACCGCCAAGUCCAGUCCAAAUUCACAAUAAAACAACUCAAUGUAAACCUGUGAUGCACACGAAAGGAGUUUCAGUACGUCCACAUCCUUGUACAAAAGCUACGCAAACAGACGGAGUUCAACAAGCAGUUGUACCGAUACCAGUUCCAAUUUAUGUUCCAUUUCCAGUACACAUGUAUUCCAUGCCUUUCCCAGUUCCAGUACCUUUUCCAUUACCAAUUCCUGUACCUAUUUUUAUACCUACAACAAGAAAUAGUGCUAAGGGAAUAUUUAAAGAGAUUAAAAGAAUACAGGAAAAAAUACCAGCAGAUCCUUUCGAAGCUGAACUUCUAAUGAUGGCAGAAAUGGUUGCAACGGAGAAAAAAACUAACGAGACUGAUUCGGAUUCAGCAGAUGAUAGAGAUGAAGAUACUGGCGAUCGUGAUCAUUCACACAGUGGAGAUUUCAGUCCAGAAGGAGUUGAUUCUAGUAAUACAUUUGGCGAUGACAUGUUACAAAUGGCUUUAAAAAUGGCAACUGGAGAAUUGGACGAGCCAGCUGUUGAUUUAGAAGCUGCUUUAACUCCAAACACAAUCACUGCUACGCAAGCACCAGCGCAACCAGAUACAACUAUGGAAAGCGAUGUUCAAUCGGAGCGAUUAAUCGUUUCCUCUCGGGGAAGAAAGCGAAUGGUCCCAUAUAAGCCACGAUCUACUCCAAAUAAGCGAGGAAGACGUGUAUCUGGCACAAACGAUAUGCCUUUGAUGCCACCUCCUGAACCCCAGCCUCCGCCUCAACCGAGAAUUAUAGAACCCAUAGAAAAACCAGAUGCUAAUAUGGCACUCAAGUAUACUUUCGGUGUUAACGCAUGGAGACAAUGGGUAGUUGCAAAAAAUGCUGAAUUAGAAAAACAAAGUACACCAUUGAGAAAAAUGAAAUUAUUUAAAACAGAUCUUUUGCAACUCACAGCAGAUGAAUUAAAUUAUUCAUUAUGCCUCUUUGUGAAAGAAGUUAGAAAACCAAAUGGAGCAGAAUAUGCUCCUGACACGAUAUAUUAUCUCUGUUUAGGAAUACAGCAGUAUUUAUUUGAAAAUAAUAGAAUAGAUAACAUUUUCACGGAUUCAUAUUACGAAAGAUUUACAGACUGUUUAAACGAAGUUGCAAAGAAAUUUUCUGUUCUUUAUAAUGAUGCACAAUAUAUUGUUACAAGGGUCGAAGAAGAACAUUUAUGGGAAUGUAAGCAGUUAGGUGCUCAUUCUCCUCAUGUCCUUUUAAGCACUCUAAUGUUUUUUAAUACCAAGCACUUUAAUCUUGUAACAGUAGAAGAGCACAUGCAGCUAUCAUUUUCUCAUAUCAUGAAGCAUUGGAAACGUAAUCCUGCUGCACAACCUACUGCAACAACAGGGAAAGUUCCAGGUUCUAGAAAUGUUCUUCUUCGUUUUUAUCCACCACAAUCAGCAUUGGAAGGCAAUUCACGUAAAAAGAAGGUAUAUGAGCAGCAAGAAAAUGAGGAAAAUCCAUUAAGGUGUCCAGUUAAAUUAUACGAGUUUUAUUUGUCUAAAUGCCCAGAAAGUGUCAAGACUCGAAAUGAUGUGUUCUAUUUACUACCUGAAAGAAGUUGUGUGCCAGAUAGUCCAGUAUGGUAUUCAACAUCACCACUGGCUAAGGAACAUCUCAUAAAAAUGUUAUAUCGUAUUAAAAUGGUUAAAGAAAUUAAUGUGGCAUUAUUAACUAGUUAAUUUUACGUUCGCAUAUUUAUCUUCUCCCCGUUAAUUCGGAUAACGUAAUAUAAAGAAAAAAAAGAUA
Molecule: messenger RNA, 4729 nt
Organism: Habropoda laboriosa
Lineage: Eukaryota; Metazoa; Arthropoda; Insecta; Hymenoptera; Apidae
Gene: woc
Product: zinc finger MYM-type protein 4
Exons: 11
Coding region: 1-4662 (1553 amino acids)
Molecular function (GO): zinc ion binding
Source: RefSeq, a predicted model, not a curated record